This is a messenger RNA of Tachysurus vachellii, 5380 nucleotides long. RefSeq names its product plakophilin 4 (gene pkp4). Gene Ontology annotation, molecular function: cadherin binding. Lineage: Eukaryota; Metazoa; Chordata; Actinopteri; Siluriformes; Bagridae. The record is from RefSeq and is a predicted model, not a curated record. Gene Ontology annotation, cellular component: adherens junction; plasma membrane; nucleus. Gene Ontology annotation, biological process: cell-cell adhesion; cell-cell junction assembly. The transcript is spliced from 22 exons. Bases 434 to 3799 code for a protein of 1121 amino acids.
UGUGUGUGUGUGAGGGGGUGUGUGAGAGAGAGAGUGUGUGUGAGAGAGAGUGAGAGAGAUGCGCUCUUAUGUAUUGGCACCCCAUCCCACCUGCCCCACGCGCAGUGUUGAGGACACGUCUACAGUGACCUACAGGACAAAAUGAAUAAAUGACUACAGGAGGUGUUCGUUGUUAUGGGACGUUUUGUCCUUCCACACUGCUCUCACGACGCGUUUCGUCUCUUAUGGCCUUCCACAACGAGCAUCUUCUCGGAGCUCCUACGUCACGCGGCGGCGCAGCUCCUACCGGUGGAAAGCGCGCAGGACGGAGCGCGUAAAAGCCCCAACACGGCCUCCAUUUAGCACCAGAGCCCCCGACAGGAAUGGAGACACAUCGCGCAUCCUGCAGCGGACGCAUCGCGGACACCGUGCAGUGAGCAGGCGGAUCGUGGAGAUGCCUACUCCUGAGCCGGGGCCUGUAGCAGAGGAGGAGGAGGUGCAGAGCUGUGAGGAAGGAACCAGCGCCAGCAAGAUGGAGAUGGAAAGCACCACCACCAACAUCCUGGCCUCCGUCAAAGAGCAGGAGCUCCAGUUUGAACGUCUGACCAGAGAGCUUGAGGUGGAGAGGCAGAUCGUGGCCAAUCAGCUGGAGCGAUGCAGGUUGGGGGCGGAGUCUCCAGGUGCAGCCAGUGACAGUUCCUCUGAGAAGUCUCUGCUGUGGAGGUCAGCAGACUCCUCUGCAGCAGGUCUGUCGAAGCUUCACCCCUCUGACGACUGUCCUUCACCUACCUUCGGGAUCAGAGGUCAAAGGUCACCGUAUUCACCCGAACUGGAGCAAAUCUCCUUGCAUGAAAGGUCGGCGGCAAACUCACGCAGCUCAACCCAGAUGAACUCGUAUUCUGACAGUGGCUAUCAGGAAGUCAGUGGUUACUAUAGCAACUUAGUGACCCCCAGGAGGUCAGAGGGACGGUCCCAGUCAACAAGCUCCGCCCCUAGCUUCAGUCCAAGCCUGGCCAUGGGGUCCAGGGCGGAGGGACAAGCGCUAACGCAGAUGUCAGGUGGCCGUGUAAUGAGGCGUGUCAGUUCAGUGCCCUCCCGUGCCUCUUCUCCAGUCUACGCCCCCUCCACGCCCCCCUCUCGCCCUACCUUGGGAAGCCCCUAUGGUUCGCCCAUCAUUUCUGAGCCCCGCCCACUGCCCAGUAUCUUUCCUGGCACCACGCUCCCUCCUUCCUCUGACCCUCUCCAGUCUGCGUAUCCCGGGCACCACAGGGACGGCGUGAGCUCCCCGACUCUGCUGCGCUCUGGUAUGGCGGCGCAGCCGCAGCACUACGGGACGCUGGGAAAACAUGAUGCACAGGCUUACGACAGCACGCACUCCUCGUUCGGGGAACGGGCAUAUGAUUUCUUCGAUAGGAUCGUUCUGUCCAGGCCAGAUAGUCUUACAGGCCUACAGAGCUCCUAUAGUCAACACAGCCAGCUGGGUCAGGAAACCCGAUCUCCGGAUCACCCCGGAGCGUCCGCCUACGACGACAGAACCUUCCAGAACCCGCUGUACCAGAGCCCGACCCACGGCUCUCAGAGCGGCCUGUCCAGGAACACAGGGUUAGGGACUCUGCCGAGGACCACCAGUCAGUGUAGUACCCUGCGCUACCAGAGGGGUGCAUACUCCAUACCCUCACACACUGACACCUAUCACUCCAGUCUUUACCGAUCAGCCGAGUCCAACUACAGCAGGCACGCACUCAGCAUCAACAAUAACAUCAGCGCCACACGAUCGCCGUCGAUUGACAGCAUUCACAAAGAUCCUCGGGAGUUUGCAUGGAGAGAUCCAGAGCUGCCGGAGGUCAUCCGCAUGCUGCAGCAUCACUUCCCCUCAGUGCAAGCCAAUGCUGCAGCCUACAUUCAGCACCUGUGUUACGGAGACAACCGCAUUAAGGCUGAGGUUUGUCGGCUUGGAGGGAUCCAGCAUCUGGUCGAUCUUCUGGAUCACAAAGUUCUGGAGGUGCAGCGCAGUGCGUGUGGCGCUCUCAGGAACCUGGUGUUCGGCAAAGCUACCGACGACAACAAAGUGUGUGUAAGGAACGCCGGAGGAAUCCCGGCUCUGCUCCGCCUGCUGAGGAAAACCUCGGAAUCAGAUGUACGUGAGCUGGUGACCGGUGUGUUGUGGAACUUAUCGUCGUGCGACGCCGUGAAAAUGACGAUCGUGCGCGACGCUCUCGGCCCUCUCACCAACACGGUCAUUAUCCCUCACUCCGGGUGGGGCGCCGCUCCUCAGAGAGAGGACCAAAAGCUCAAGCUGCACUCCUCCGUGGUGCUGAGGAACACCACUGGAUGCCUUAGAAACCUGAGCUCAGCCGGUGAAGAGGCACGCAGGCAGAUGCGCUGCUGCAAGGGUCUGAUUGAUUCCCUGCUCUACAUCAUCAAAACGUGCGUCAACACCUCCGACUUCGACAGCAAGAUUGUUGAGAACUGCGUGUGCACCCUGAGGAACCUGUCCUAUCGUCUCGAGCUAGAGAUGCCGCCGUCCAGGCUGAUGGGCACGCAGGAACUGGACAUGCUCCUGGGCAACGAUCCGUCCAGCAAGCAAAUGGACUUCAUCUGCUGGGGUUUAAGGAAGAAAAAGAAGAAGAGGUCCUGGCAGGAUCAGCAGUGGGACGGCGUCGGACCGAUCCCAGGAUUCUCCGGGAGUCCGAAGGGGGCGGAGAUGCUUUGGCACCCUUCGGUCGUGAAGCCGUACCUCACCCUGCUGGCCGAGAGCUCCAACCCUGCCACGCUGGAGGGGGCAGCUGGGUCUUUACAAAAUCUCUCAGCUGGGACCUGGAGGUUUGCAGCUUAUAUCCGAGCGGCGGUGCGUAAGGAGAAGGGUUUGCCCAUCCUGGUUGAGCUGCUGAGGAUGGAUAACGACAGGGUGGUGUGUUCGGUAGCUACGGCGCUGCGAAACAUGGCUCUGGACGCCAGGAACAAAGAGCUGAUUGGUAAGUACGCCAUGCCGGAUCUGGUGACUCGACUCCCGGGUCACGGACCCUCGCUGCUGUCGGACGAGACGGUGGCGGCCGUGUGCUGUGCUCUUCAUGAGGUCACCAGCAGAAACAUGGAGAACGCCCGUGCACUCGCUCAGGUGGGCGGCAUCGACAAGCUCGUCAGCAUCAGCCGAGGACGAGGGGAGAGAUAUUCCAUGAAGGUGGUGAAAGCUGCAGCGCAGGUUCUGAACACGUUGUGGCAGUACAGAGAUCUGCGCAACAUCUACAAAAGGGACGGAUGGAACCAGAACCAUUUCAUCACCCCAGUGUCCACACUGGAGCGAGACCGGUACCGAUCACAGCCCACGCUUCCUACCAGCAACUUACAGAUGUCACCUGUCAUCCAAUCAGGUGGUAGCGCCACGUCCUCCCCGGCUAUGCUGGGAAUCCGAGAGCAUCGCUUGAGUAAGAGGAGGGCUCAGUCUUCUAUGCAACUUCAUAACUAUUAUGGAGACGCCAACAGAAACAAAACUUUGUUCACAGGGUCAGGAAAGCAUUCUGCCUAUUUCAUAAGCUCCUAUCCUUCUCCUUCCCAUGAGGACCCUCAGAGGUCACAGCAGCUCGGCCAGCUGUACUACUCGGAGGAGCCGACUCAGAGGCCCUACGACACAUACGGAAUUUAUUUGGGGUCUCCGAUGGGUUACGACGACCCGUAUCUGGACGAGCCGCUUCACUACCCUGUGGUGAGCGAGAGGCAGGCGCUGAAGCGCAACACCAACUAUGUGGACUUUUACUCCACCACACGCAGGCCUUCUUACCGUGCUCAGACCUACCCUGCUUCUCCAGACUCAUGGGUGUAGGCACGAGUGUGUGUGUGCGUGUGUGAGAUGUUACAUCAUUCUAGUGAGAAGAUUUGGAUGCAGAAUUUAUCCCUAUAAAGUUGUGUGGCUAAAGUGAUGUGGAAGUGACAGGUUCAUUUUCAUCUAAGGGACUGUGUCCGGGUGUGUGUGAGCGUGUGUGUGUGUGAGCCUGUGUGUGAGCCUGUGUGUGAGCCUGUGUGUGUGUGUGUGUGAGCCUGUGUGUGAGCCUGUGUGUGUGUGUGAGCGUGUGUGUGUGUGAGCGUGUGUGUGUGUGUGAGCAUGUGUGUGUGUGAGCGUGUGUGUGAGCGUGUGUGUGUGUGUGUGUGAGCGUGUGUGUGAGCGUGUGUGUGUGUGUGUGUGAGCGUGAGUGUGUGUGUGAGCGUGAGUGUGUGUGUGCGUGAGCGUGAGCUUGUGUGAGCGUGAGUGUGUGAGCGUGAGCGUGCGUGAGCGUGAGCGUGCGUGAGCGUGUGUGUGCGUGAGCGUGUGUGUGCGUGAGCGUGUGUGAGCGUGUGAGCGUGUGUGAGCGUGUGAGCGUGUGUGAGCGUGAGCGUGUGUGAGCGUGAGCUUGUGUGUGCGUGUGUGUGUGCGUGUGUGUGUGAGCGCGUGUGUGUGUGAGCGUGUGUGUGAGCACGUGAGCAUGUGUGUGUGUGAGCAUGUGUGUGAGCAUGUGUGUGAGCAUGUGUGUGUGAGCAUGUGUGUGUGAGCGUGUGUGUGUGAAUGCGUGUGUGUGUGUGUGUGAGUGAGUAAGACUAAAAAAUUAACUAUAAUGAUACAUAACAUAUAUAAGCUGUGAGCGUGUGUGUGUGAGCGUGUGUGAGUGUGAGUGUGUGAGUGAGUAAGACUAAAAAAUUAAGUAUAAUGAUACAUAGCAUAUAUAAGCUGCGUGUGUGUGUGUGUGUGCGCCUGUGUGUGUGACAGAAAUAAACUACUAUGAUACAUUGCAUAUAUGGUCCGUGUGUGUGUGAGAAAGAAAUAAACUACUAUGAUACACUGUGUAUAUGGUCGUCUGUCUGCGUGUGUGUGUGUGUGUGUGUGUGUGUGUGUGUGUGUGUUGCAUCACAGUAACUUAAAUGAAAAUUAAAGUACUUUAAUCUGAGGUUGAAUAAUAAGUUCUAUACUGUAUGUGAGCCAAAGAAGGAUAGAUAACAGUCAUAUUUAUAAUAUUUAUCUUUUAUUUAUUAGCACCUUUUUCCUUUUUCACACACAUACGCUACACCUUCCGAGGAUCAAAACCACACCAGCUUUUGUUCUCCAUUUUUCCUUCGUGUUUUGUUUUUUUAAUGGCAUGUUGAAAGAAUGUUGAAGUCAUUAAAACAAUGAAACUGUAGUUUAAUUAUAUGUCCAGUUAUGAUGAAGAUCUCGACUCAAUAAUGACGUACUGUGCAAUGGUAACAAAAUGUCCCCUUGUCCGGUCUCGUGGAUGUAUUUACUGUUACAGAGUAGUGUGUGUGUGCCACGGACUCGUGUACAGAUCUGUCGGUGUGCUGUAAAACGUGUAGUGUGUGUGUGUGUGCACCGCUGCACAACAUCCUGUGUCACAUGACAUAGACGUGUAGAGCAGAGCCACCAGUUAGAGACUUU